Molecule: messenger RNA, 2214 nt
Organism: Prosopis cineraria
Lineage: Eukaryota; Viridiplantae; Streptophyta; Magnoliopsida; Fabales; Fabaceae
Product: protein NRT1/ PTR FAMILY 1.1-like
Exons: 3
Coding region: 465-1028 (187 amino acids)
Cellular component (GO): plasma membrane
Source: RefSeq, a predicted model, not a curated record
CUGUGAAAGCGCAAUGUCCGAACAACUAUGGAAAGAAGAUUCCAAAUUAUCAAAAGGGAUGACUGUGCCGGGCAUGCCCUUAAACCCAACGAUUUCAAAACACAAAGCAAUAAAAAGACAUUAACCAAUAUCUCUUCAAAACACUAAUAAUAGUAAGAUAUUGAUUUUAAUGAAUUGUUUUGCAUGUUGGAACCAGUGAGACUUGUUUCAAUUCUCUUCUCACCCAUAUAUGCCCACCAAAAAAAGUGUCAUCUUCGUCUUCUCAUCUUUCCAGUGUUUGCCACUUUCACUUGUUUACCCAUUUCAUUAUUAGAGAUUUUUGGACUGUAUAUUCAGGAAUUUAGGACCAUACAGUGCACUGCUGGUAGCAGUUUUCAGUCUCACUUCAGACCUAUAUAAUCUAUCUGGCGCCUCUUCGAACCCAAAUGGAUUAAAGUUCUCUGAUUUUCCUUCUCUCUUCAACAAUGGAGAUGGGGAAGAUGGGGGCGAUGGGUUCUUCUUCUUCUUCUUCUUCUUCUUCUUCUUCUUCAAGUGAAGGAGGAAUGGUUGAUCAUCCUCCGAUUUCUCAAACCCAGAGACGCAAGGCUGGACUCAUCACCAUGCCCUUCAUUAUAGCAAAUGAGGCACUUGCCAGGGUGGCUAGCUUAAGGAUUGUCCUUAACAUGGUUCUGUAUCUGAUGGGCGAUUAUAGACUUCAUAUGGCUUCAGCCACAAGGAUACUCCUAUUAUCCUCUGCUGCUGGCAAUUUAACUCCUUUGGUCGGUGCUUUUCUCGGUGAUUCUUAUCUGGGUCGAUUCCUCGUUGUUGGCUUAGGGAAAAACACUCUUGUUGCUAGCAGUCAUGAUCCCACAGGCAAGACCUCCCCCUUGCAGCAACCCAGCAACAGAAAUGUGUACCUUUGCAACAUUAGGGCAAAUGAUUCUCUUAAUCUCUUGCUUUGCUCUCUUGAACAUUGGAACUGGUGGGCUCGGGUGCUCCUUAGCAUUUGGUGCAGACCAAGUGAACAGAAAAGCAACCCUAAUAACUAGAGACUUGGAGAUAUUCUUCAGCUGGUAUUAUGCUUCUACUGCUGCUUCUUUCGUACUUGCCUUCACUGCAAUAGUGUUGUAUCCAAGAUCAUUUUUUAUGGAAAUUUUGGAGUUCCUGCUGCACUUAUGUUCUUAUCAACCUUCUUGUUCUUCCUUGCUUCCCCACUUUACAUAAGGUAGAAACCAACAGCUAGCUUGAUCACUAGCUUCUCACAUGUCAUUGUCGCGUGGCAUAAGAACAAAAAACUUCAGCUUCCACCCACUAGCUCAGCUGCAAGGCACCAUCAUAAGGAGGGCCCAGAUUUCCUUGUUCCAUCUGAUAAAUUAAGGUGAUAUAAUUUAUCAAAGCUCCCAUUCUUAAUUAUGAUCUUUUGUUCAUUGUUUUAAUCAUGAGCUAAUGUGUAACACUAGGUGACACUUUUUGAUGGACCUCAAGGCACUGAUGGCCACAAAGCUUGAAGAUGGUGUGCAAUCUCAAGAGGAAACUCUAGGCGUGAAGGAACAAGCUCAAGGAGUCCAACUAUCCAAGUCCAACAUGCCAAAGUAUCCACUACAACAUAUGGGAGGCUCAAUGACAAGAGUUCGAACCAAAGUUAUAAAGUAAGUCUUAUUUUGUCUUGUGCAAGAUGUCCAAGAACUCUUGAAGCACGCCCCUCAAGCCCAAAGAAGACCCCUUAGACGUGUUCAAUAUUCUAGAGAUCCAAGUCUAAGAAGGCCUAAGUCCAAGUGGUCAAAACCCUAGCCCAUUCAAUGGAAGACUUGGCACUUAAACCUAGUAUUAUGGGAGUCAAGAUACAAUCUAAUUUUGAAGCAUAAGAGGUGUGAUUUUGCUUAGAUUGAAGAUCCCUUGAUUGCUUCAAAUUGGUUUCCUAUUUUUGCAAGACUUUGACUUGAUUCCUUUUCUUUAGAAUCAAGAUAUUAGUUUAAUAUUUUAUUUAGUCUUUUGUUUCCUACUUUUAGUCUAGUCAAAGAUUAGGGUUAAUUAGGAUAUUCUCCAAUAGUGUAAUCUCAUAAUUUUAGAAGAUACAAUUUCUAAAUUAUGUGGUUGAAUUUUUAUUAUUUUUGUCUAAAACUAGGGUUUUAGAAAUUAGGGUUUUGUGUCUUGAGUUGCUUAUAUAUGGGCAUGAACUCCUUCUUGUAAUGCCAAGUUUGAUUUGACUAAUAAGAGUGAUUUUUAUUUCUAGAA